Arachis duranensis is the source of this 1714-nucleotide messenger RNA. Its product is annotated as bifunctional protein FolD 1, mitochondrial. The record is from RefSeq and is a predicted model, not a curated record. Bases 205 to 1293 code for a protein of 362 amino acids. Gene Ontology annotation, molecular function: methenyltetrahydrofolate cyclohydrolase activity; methylenetetrahydrofolate dehydrogenase (NADP+) activity. Lineage: Eukaryota; Viridiplantae; Streptophyta; Magnoliopsida; Fabales; Fabaceae. The transcript is spliced from 6 exons. Gene Ontology annotation, biological process: tetrahydrofolate interconversion. Gene Ontology annotation, cellular component: cytosol.
UUGUAGAAUUAGAUAUGCCAAAAAUAAUGAUUUUGAAAAAUUAUUAUACUUAAAAGUAAAAUGACACUGCCUUAUUGGAAAAUCCUUCCUCGCGUGUGGAUCUUUGCUCUUCAGUCUUCGUUCUUGCUGUUGCUGUUCUACGCGUCCUUCUGCUGCAGCUGCCGAAGACGAUAGUGUUGUUUAUGACAACUUGACGAGUAUUAAAUGGGCUUAGUGGCAGUUACAUGGCAUAAUUUUCUAAGAAAAUGUCAUCCACAAAAGAUAAGGUCUCUACAUACCUUGAAAGUUGAUCAUCAAUUGGAUCAAAUUUUGUUGUCUCCACCGCUUGCUUCUCUGGACAUACGUGAUAUCUGGACUCCCAAGUCUUAUUGUCAGAAUAUUCCAGAAGUACAUAAAAGCUUUAAUGAACAGAAUGCUGUGGUGCUUGAUGGAAAGUUGAUAUCAAUGGAAAUCAAGUCAAAAAUAGCUGAUGAGGUAAGAAGAAUGAAGAAAUGCCUCGGAAAAGUUCCUGGAUUAGCUGUAGUUUUGGUGGGCGAGAGAAGGGAAUCUCAAAUUUAUGUUCGCAAUAAGGUAACGGCUUGUGAAGAAGUUGGAAUCAGCUCUAUGGUGACUGAAUUAUCCACUGAUUGUGCAGAAGCAGAAGUUCAUAAUGCUGUCAUGCAAUAUAACAAGGAUCCAUCAAUUCAUGGCAUUCUUGUGCAGCUUCCUCUACCUAAACAUUUAGAUGAGGAAAAAGUUUUGGAUGCUGUAUGCCUUGCGAAAGAUGUCGAUGGCUUUCAUCCCCUUAAUAUUGGGAAUCUCGCAAUAGCAGGAAGGGAGCCACUAUUUACUCCAUGUACUCCAAAAGGCUGCAUUGAAUUAUUGCUUAGAGCUGGUGUGGAGAUUACGGGGAAGAAAGCUGUAGUAAUCGGAAGAAGUAAUAUUGUUGGUUUGCCGACAUCCUUGUUAUUGCAGAGACACCAUGCAACAGUCACCGUUGUACAUGCAUUUACAGAAAACUCAAAACAGGUCACUUGUGAAGCUGACAUUGUAGUUUCAGCUGCUGGACUGCCGAAUUUGGUGCGUGGCGACUGGAUAAAACCUGGUGCAGUUGUGAUUGAUGUCGGGACGACUCCUGUUGAGGAUCCUAGCUAUGAGGACGGUUACCGUCUUGUUGGUGAUGUAUGCUUUGAAGAAGCUGUUAGGGUUGCUUCCAUUAUUACCCCUGUCCCCGGAGGAGUUGGACCUAUGACUGUUGCUAUGCUACUACUUAACACACUGGAUUCUGCAAAACGCAUUCUUAAUUUUACUUGAUCUACUGUUUAGUUGACUCAUACUUCUCAUUAAACUUUUUACUUAGAACAGAAGAGGACUAGUUUAUAAAGUUUUGAAUGAUCUUUUAAUGUAUCUUUGUACUUGAACAAGGACUAACUUAGAAAAUAUUAAUGUUAGAAAAUUUCAUGAGAUUAGUUAAUCAAAAUGCGUUGUAUUUAUCUAAUGUUGUCUUUAUUGUGAACUUAGUUCACGAGUUCAAGUGGUUUAGUGCCAUGAAAUUUUUUAUUUUAUAUCGAAAGUGGAUACUUGCUGUUGGUUCUUUUCACAAUUCAAGGACACAUCAAGCUGAAGCAGCAUAUACUAUGGCUUAGACGAGAAAGAAGCGAGUUUUGCUUCUAAAUUGAGAAUCAGUUAUUGUUAUAGCGAGUAUAUUACUAUAAAGAGUGUGUUUAUACAUUAU